GUCUCCACCCAACAUUUCUCUAACAUGUCCCUGCACAUCUACACUCCUGACUAAUGAGCCAUCAACAGGGAUUGUACUCAGUGCUCUGCUCUGGAGUGUCAUACCCAGGACAUUCACGCUGGCUGCAUCACAGUAUUGAGACUGGAUUAUUAUAUCCUCCAGUAAUGUGGAUUUUAUACUGAAGCGUCCCUGUCUUCUGAAUGCUACACUGCUGGGGCCCUGGAAGAAAGACCUCAAUAUGCAAGCUGAUGCGAAGCUCCUACGUAUGACUUCAUAGCUCUGUGAAGUAGUUCAAGAUUUACUAGCUGGAUGAGGAUCUGAGAGAUAAAGAUAGUAAAGUCACUUCAAAUAGUCACUUCAUUUUUUUUAUUUAAAGAAGCACCAAAUACUAAACACAAAAACCUUUUAGGCAAUUGGGCAGAAAGUUCCACUGAGUGGAACCAAUAGAGGUCUGUCCUUUUUGAGCAAUGAUGAGGCUUUUAUGACUACUGAAAUGCCUGUGAUGCAUACCAUGGGGAGCCCAGAAUGUGGCUUGACCCGGAGUGCCCAACAAACUCUUUCAAGAAGUCACUGCAAAAAUAUCAAGCAGAAAAUAUCCCAGUGGGAAGUUAGGGUCAAUAGUGGUUCAUGUGGAGAUCUGCUUGACCUGAAACCCAAAAGAACUUUUUGUGAUCAAAAUGGACUUAAUAAAUCAAUAGAGGAUGGUUUAAACAACAGCAAAUUAGGUGUAAGUCGUGGUAAGAAUUUGGCUUUAGAUUUCAGGGAAGGUAGUAAGGGCAACUUAAUAGAUUAUGAAAAUAACAGGAUCAUUCCUAGUCAACCAAAUUUUUAUGAGCACUAUGCAGAAAGUCCAACAAAUUUUAACACAAAAGCAAGGACAUUUUCAGACCACGAAAUAGAUCUUCCACCUGGAAACUUUUACACCUCAGCUAAGAUGUUCAAGAAGAACAGUAUGAUUUCACAGGAAGAUUUGACAGAGAUGGUUUUAGAAUUUAAAAGAAGAAGGGGUAAAAGCAUUUCAACAGAAAGGGAGCUAGAUUUGGGGCGCAUGAUGGAUGAAACAAUUACAAUGAAAAGUACAGAAAACAUUUAUUAUGAUACUGAACCCUUUGAUCUCAGUCCAUCUAUAAAUCCUAUCCCUAAGCCAAGAAGGACAUUUCGAUAUGCUAACUGUAACCACCAUGGGGAACGUAUGGACAAUUAUCACAAUCACAGGAGGAGAAAGUCUGUGGAUGAUAGUGACACAGAAUCUUCUGACCCUUCUGUCCCACCACCUGAGCCAAAGAAAUCUGGAAACAGAAAAAUAAGACCCAGAUCCAAAAGGAAAUCCUUUGAAUAUGAAGAUGUUCAAACAUUCAGGCGCUUCAUACAACAAACAAACCACCCUCAGAUCUCUGAAGAACCUAUUGAGCCCUCACGAUCCGCUCUCUACCACACAGUAUCAGAGGACAAUAUCUAUGAGGAAGUUGCAUUUCCCCAGAAAGAAAAUCCAUAUGAAGAUAUCAAAAUAUCUCCUAUGCCUGUCUGGAGAGUCCCAUCAUCAUGGAAGAUCCCUCCUCCAAGAUGUACAAUUAAAACACCUAAGAUCCCUUCAAAACCAAACUUUCUGAAAAGGCAAACACUGGAGCUGAAAAGUACCAAGCUCUAUAUUCACAAGAAAGCUCCCAAGGAUUCCACACUACCAGUGACAUUAAUGGAAUGGAAAGUGUUCCGGAAUGGAGGAGAAACAGGCAAGAAGAGGAAGAAGUUUCCACGGCUUGUGAUGAAGAUACAAGACAUUUUUGAUGCUAAACGUGGAAAGAAGAAGGUUAAAAUUCAGACCUCCACUAGCCAUGAUACUACAUCAAAAGGGGAGGUGAGUGAAUCUGAAAGUGAAGCAGAAGAUAGACAGAAAAAGCACAAUAAGCGUUUGACUCAGUUCCAGAGCUCAUUAAAGCGGAACCCUCACUACCAGACUUUGGAGAGAGACCUCAUUGAACUCCAGGAGCAGCAGCUUUUUGAGUUUUUUGUGGUUGUUUCUUUGAAGAAGAAGCCAUCUGGAAAUGGCUAUAUCCCCUACAUUACUCAACAAUAUCCCAAUAAGAAUGACCAGCCACUAAAACAGUCUAAAGAUACAGAAGAGAGGCUCAACGUCAUCCCCCAGUUUUGCUUCCCUGAUUCCAAUGACUGGGCUCCUACUUCAAAUCUUAAAAGUGAAACAUUUUCUUUUGUGCUAACUGGAGAAGAUGGAAGUAGAUGGUUUGGCUAUUGUAAAAAACUUUUGCCCCAAGGUAAAGGAAAACGUCUUCCUGAAGUGUACUGUAUGGUCAGUCGACUGGGUUGCUUCAACCUCUUUUCUAAGAUUCUAGAUGAAGUAGAGAAAAGAAGGGAGAUGUCCCCUGCUUUGGUGUCUCCAUUUAUGCGCAGUGUCAUGGAGGCUCCAUUUCCAGCACCUGGAAGAACAAUUACUGUGAAGAGUUUCCUGCCAGGAUCAGGAAAUGAGGUAAUUGAGCUGUGCAGGCCCAUGGAUUCUAGACUGGAACACGUUGACUUUGACUGCUUAUUCAGCUGCCUCAGUGUCCACCACCUCACCAAGGUUUUUGCCUCCCUUCUACUUGAGAGACGGGUUAUCUUUGUAGCUGACAAACUGAGCACGUUGUCUAAGUGUGCACACGCUGUGGUUGCCCUACUUUAUCCUUUCACGUGGCAGCACACUUAUAUCCCAGUCCUUCCAGCUUCCAUGAUUGACAUUGUCUGCUCUCCAACUCCAUUCCUUACUGGAAUCCUGUCUUGUUCAUUACCUCUGCUCAGUGAUCUUCCUAUUGAAGAGGUAUUAAUUGUAGACCUAUGUGCAAACAAGUUUCUUCAGCAGGCAUCAGAUGAAGAUGACAUUUUACCUCACAAGCUCCAGGCUGCUCUGGUUCAGAUCUUGGAGCAGAGAAAUGACAUCAUGUAUCAUGAACAACAUUUCACAGAAGAAGAUGUUAGUCUGAAUUCUUUAGUAUCAGAAGCCUUUGUAUGGUUCUUUGUGGAGAUCGUUGGGCAUUACUCUUUGCACAUGUAUGUGAAUGAGAAGGGCGAGCGACUUUUCCAAAGAGAACUGUUCCGCAAGUCCCACACUUCCAGGAGUGUACGCCAGUUCCUUGACCUCUUCAUGGAGACUCAGAUGUUUGCAGGUUUUACCCAGGACAGAGAACUAAGGAAAAGUGUUGUGAAAGGACUUUUCGAGGUUCGGGCCUGUGAAUAUCUGAAGACUCUCCCUGAAACAGAGCCCAGCGGAGUUAACAAGUUUUUGAAAGGCCUAAGUAAUAAAAUGAAGUUUCUUCAAAAGAAAUAAAGGAAAUGAAAAUACUGCUUGUCUGAGUUACGGAGUUGUCACUGUUGGACUCUCCUAGAGGAAUGCCAAUAGCUUCAAUCAGAGUUCCCAAGCGAAGAAUCAAUAGUGUCUUCAUUUCAGUCAUUUGGCUUAUAUUGGAAUGAGUAAACUGUUGAAGAUAAAGACAUAAAUGACCCAUAUCCUCCUGAAUUAUCCAACCACCAGAAAAAGCUGGAUUGCUUUAAGAUAUAUUUUUUAGAAGCCAGGAAAGGAAAACAUAGAAUUUGCUGGAAAUCCCCUGGAUGCUUAUACAAGCAUUUAUGUGACUAGUUAUUCUUGGAUUGUGCUACAUUUGGGUUGACCAAACGUUCCACCCUGAACUAAAACCUGAAGAAACAGGAAUUUAUUUUUGGUCAAAACUCAAAUCCAGGCAGCUGGAUUUGCAAAUCAGAAGCUGGACAAAGGGAAAAAAGCCAGUGAAAUUUUAUGAAAGCACUUCCUAUAAUUUAUAUGUAAAUAAUGGAUGAAACAAAACGAUAAUGAUCUACACAAAUCAUUCUGCACUUAUGUAUAUAAUAAUGCUGUAUUACACUGGAUUUCCACAAUAUUGUGGCAGAUAUAUAAACUCUUAAAGCUGGUGUCACGUAUCACUGUGAAAUGUACCAUAAUGGACUCUGCUCUGUAAAUAAUAUUACUGUAUGACACGUGGGACAGUGCUGUUCUUAAUACAAGUUGCACACGUUGGCAAUGCAAAGGUUACAUCUGCAUUUGGAUGUGUUUGUAGAAUAUAUGAUUAAAAUAUAGAAAUGCACUUUAUUUAGCAUAUUAGAAACUGUUAUAUUAUUUCCAGGACUAAAACGGCAAUGGUGUAUUGUUAAAAUAGUCCAUCAAUGUUCGAUCGGAGGUGUUUUAGCCCCAGGACCCCUGCUGU
Molecule: messenger RNA, 4226 nt
Organism: Bufo gargarizans (Asiatic toad)
Lineage: Eukaryota; Metazoa; Chordata; Amphibia; Anura; Bufonidae
Gene: DENND2C
Product: DENN domain containing 2C
Exons: 19
Coding region: 482-3316 (944 amino acids)
Source: RefSeq, a predicted model, not a curated record